Messenger RNA from Chenopodium quinoa (quinoa), 1152 nucleotides. RefSeq lists its product as uncharacterized. Bases 1 to 1152 code for a protein of 383 amino acids. The record is from RefSeq and is a predicted model, not a curated record. The transcript has 2 exons. NCBI's taxonomy places the organism in Eukaryota, Viridiplantae, Streptophyta, Magnoliopsida, Caryophyllales, Amaranthaceae.
AUGUCUCUCUUUCUCUUUGCUAUUGGUAUGGAAUACCUCUCCAGAUGCCUUGAUGAGCUUAGGUUAACUCCUAAUUUUAACUUUCAUCCUAGAUGUGAAAAGUUAAACCUAACUCACAUGAUGUUUGCUGAUGAUCUAUUGAUGUUUUCUAGAGCUGAUAGUGUUUCUAUUAAGCUUCUCUUCCAAGCCUUCUUGAAAUUCUCGGGUGCUUCUUGGCUUUUUGCUAAUCUUGAUAAAAGUGAAGUCUACUUUGGAGGAGUUUCUGUUGAUGUUCAGACAGAGCUGAGAGAGCUUCUUGGUGUUUCUCAAGGUACUAUUCCUUUUAGGUAUCUUGGGGUCCCUCUCUCUUCCAAGAAGCUUACUAUUGCUCAGUGUAGGCCUUUGGUGGAGAAGAACUUGCUCUCUCUUCCUGAGUGGAAUAAAGCAGCUGUCACCAAGUUACUUUGGGAUAUUGCUCACAAGGCUAAUAAUCUUUGGGUUAAGUGGGUCCAUAUCUAUUAUUUCAAGCAUAAAGAUUGUUGGACCACUCCUACCCCUGCUAAAUGCUCUUGGUUCUUGAAGAAGAUUCUGAGUUGUAGAGAUGUUGUGAAUGAUCAAGGGGGAUGGGAUGGUUUCAUACAGGGCAACAAGAUGAAAAUCAAGAAGCUUUAUGCCGCUAUCCGGCCUCAAGUCCCUAAGGUUCCUUGGAAGAGAGUCAUUUGUCAUAACUUAGAAACUCCUAAAAGUGUUUUUAUCUUGUGGCUAGCUUUGUGGAAUAGGCUUGUCACUAAGGAUAGGUUGCUUCAAUGGAACAUUUCUUGUGAUCCAAGGUGCUUCUUGUGCUUGAAUAGCAAUGAAAGUGUUAAACACUUAUUCUUUGAUUGUGAGUACUCUAGACAGGUUUUGAACAAGGUGUUGGGUAUCUUACAUGUUUCCAAGCCUGUUCAGCAUUUUAGUGAUGAGAUUGAAUGGUUGAAGAAAAUCUGCAGAAGUUCCAGAUUGAAAAACAAAGUGGUCCAUGUAGCCUUCAUUGAAACAGUAUAUGGUAUUUGGCUUCAGAGGAAUGCAGUUUUGUUUACUGGUUGUUACAAACCUGUUGAUGUUCUAGUUAGGGAUAUUGUCUUUCAUUCAGCCUAUAAAAUCCCAGCGGCAAGCAAAUACUUGAUUGCUUAA